CAUCGUAGCUGCCAAUGUUCAGCAACUGAAAAAUAUGUUACAGACUUAUCAGAUCUUAACCUCUGUGAUAUGUAUCGAAAGACUAAUCAAUUUUGGAGUGUCCACAAAACUGUGUUUUCUAAACUAGAAAACUCUAGUGUUUUGUAUAUAUUGGUAUAAAUAGGUCACAGAUUACCAAACUCCCUUGUUGAGAGAUCACACAAGAUCACUUGUCUUCAUCUAUCGUACAGAUAUGUCGUUCAGCUCGGUAAACAUAUCCGUGGAGGCUCCAAUUGAGAACCAAAUACAAGAAAUAUCCUACGAUGGAAUCGAAAUAUAUCAACCCCCCUUGACUCUGUCGGAAAGCCUGGCAAAGUAUGCCCAGAAGAUCGACUUCAGCAAAACUACAGAUGUAGACAUCAAGAAGGAGGAGGCCGUUGAAGAGGCGAAGUCCGACAGCGAUAGCAAAGAUGCAUUUCAGUCGUCGUUGUGGCCCUGGGACUCCGUUCGCAAUAAGCUGAGGAACGCGCAUCAGGAAAUCUGUGUUCUAGCCGACGUGCUCACAGUUGCAAAAGACAAAAGGUACAUGGUGUUGGAUCCGGUGCAAAGGGAGCCGCUGGAAACCAAGCCCAUGGUACAGAUUUACGCUAGGAAGAAAGCACUGGCAGGGGCAGCUAACGUGUUGUUAGCUGGGGCAGAGAAGCUGAAAACAUCGCAGAACGAAGUGGCCAGAAACCGCACUACCCCAGACUUUCACAUCGAGCUCCUAAGGCUGAGACAGAACUGGCGAUUAAAGAAGGUCUCCAACAUGAUUAUUGGGGACUUGAGCUAUAGGACCGCAGGCUCCAAGUUCAUGCAAACCGGUACUUUUGAGGUUACCAAGGCUGAGGAGGAUGAGAAAAUCGGAAGUCCCCCAAGCAGCCCUUUGCCGGGAGGGGGCCAACCGACGAAACCCAGCAGUGCGCUUAAGGUGACGAUCCCUUCAGAGCUGCAAGGGGUGGCCUACAUUGAAGUUCUUUGCCAAAAAGAUACCGAGGAUUUGUGCUCCGCUAAUAUAAAUCUGUUGGGAUCGGGCGCACCAUCUUCAAACCCAGACAUGCACUGGCAGCAGAAGCUAGAGGCUGCUCAAAAUGUGCUAUUCUGCAAAGAGUUAUUCAACCAGCUUGCCAAGGAGGCGGUUCAGCUGCAGGCACCCAUUCCUCAUAUGGUGGUGGGCAACCAAAUUGUUGCCACGAUUUUGCCGGGAAUCCAGAUUAUUAUCGCACUGAGACAUUCCACAUCAGGCGACAAGAAGCCAGAAAAGCCAACUCCGUCCAAAGGUGAACACGACCAUGUAUUGGAACAUUCCCUGCACCAGCUGUUGCGCGAGGUGCACCACAAAAACACCCACCAUCCGUUUCCCCAUCCAGCUACCGGACCGCUGGGUCCAUCAAAGAAGAGAAUGAUGGCAGGUCCAAUGGCUGCAGACCGAUACGAACUGCUGGAUAUGACCAAGCAAGAGACCUUACUGGAGCAGAUCAUCAAACAGUCUCAGCACUGUCUGAUGAGGAUGAGGACUGGCUACGUAUUGGAUACGCUUGCUAAAGAGUGCAGAGAUCCGUUGAUUUCGUCACAUUGGAACACACUGAACAGCCCCACGCAGAGCUGUGUAAAGAUCAACAUUUCCACGCACGGUUACGAUGCCGUAUGCAGAACACCAUUGGUGAUCCACGUGGGUGAAAAGAGCCUAAAGUGCAUUUGUAGGGAUGGUAAAGUGAUGAACCUCAGCUACGAACCGCAGGAGUUUCGCGACUUGAUUUUCAACCACAUCACUCAACAUCAGAUCUUAGCUGUGCAGGCAUUGGCCAAGACCAUGGGCUGGCAGUCGUUGGCCAACUCAAAUCAUUUGGGGAGCGGACCGGUAGAUCCAUUGGGGAAUGCCACUUCUUGUCUUUUGGCUUCACCAACAGGAGACAGAAUCAUUGCGGUCCGCUGUGAAGCACAGUACGGCGGCAUGCAAGUAUCUGUCGCCCAUUCGCCUAGAAGCGAUUUUUUUCCCAGCCGAUUGGUCACUGAGCGAAAGUGGGAACACUUGGGGGGCCAAUUCAGGGACGUGCGGCUGGAUAGAAUGGAAGGCAGAAACUUUUUACAUAAAAUGGAACUUCUGAUGGCUAGUCUCACGAGCAACUCGUAAGCGAUUGAGUCAGCUGUUCCAGCUCUGAGAAUUUACAUUUUGAUUGUAAGCAAAUAUACAAUGGAAAUAGA
Messenger RNA from Dendroctonus ponderosae (mountain pine beetle), 2223 nucleotides. It is a transcript of the gene MED17, whose product is annotated as mediator of RNA polymerase II transcription subunit 17. The coding region runs from base 233 to 2152 and encodes 639 amino acids. Gene Ontology annotation, molecular function: transcription coregulator activity. The transcript has 9 exons. Gene Ontology annotation, biological process: regulation of transcription by RNA polymerase II. The record is from RefSeq and is a predicted model, not a curated record. Lineage: Eukaryota; Metazoa; Arthropoda; Insecta; Coleoptera; Curculionidae. Gene Ontology annotation, cellular component: mediator complex; core mediator complex.